Wyeomyia smithii (pitcher-plant mosquito) is the source of this 3194-nucleotide messenger RNA. It is a transcript of the gene Mct1, whose product is annotated as monocarboxylate transporter 12. Gene Ontology annotation, molecular function: monocarboxylic acid transmembrane transporter activity. The record is from RefSeq and is a predicted model, not a curated record. Gene Ontology annotation, biological process: monocarboxylic acid transport; transmembrane transport. The transcript has 8 exons. Bases 718 to 2517 code for a protein of 599 amino acids. Lineage: Eukaryota; Metazoa; Arthropoda; Insecta; Diptera; Culicidae.
CAGUCGCGUAGUCGCACACACAGCGCGCGCUCAGAACCGUGAAAAACUCACGGCAAUCCUGCUCACGCGAGAACUAACCGAAAACCAGUAUCUUCUGGCGAUCCGGCAGCAGCAGUAGUAGUAAUCGCCUUUCCACCCGGUGCGGUAGAAUUCGAUCCGGGAAGGUGGCGCGUUAUCAUCGACACAAACGGCGGCGGCGGCGGCGAAGGCAGGUGUGAAGAAAGCGUUAUCACCAAAAAAAAAACAAGAAGAAAGAAAAAAGGGUAGGAAAAAGUGAUUUCUGCUGCACGUCGCGCGACGGUGUUAGUGACCAUGUGCGCCGCGCGGCGAUUGUGUGACGUUCCCGAAAUAGAAUCCGGCUGCGAGCGAUCCGUGGCCUGUUGAACUGUGCAUCGGGUAUCGGCGGAAACCCGCGCGGUUGGCGGUUGCAGACGGUGCCGGAUCCGAUUGUCGAUUGUCCCAAGUUGUAAUCUAAUCGGAGCGGGACCGCGUGCUGUACCCGAAACAUCUUAAAGUGACUUCCAGUAGCUUGAAAACAACUGUGAAUAGUUUUUAGCAAAACUCAAAAAAAACAAGUUUUCCAACAUCUUCCGAUUAUUAUGUAACGCCCCCCAAAAAGAAGUGAUCUAGCGUAAAGUUUAAUAUAUCCGUUUUAAACGAACAAAGAAAAAACAAUUUACACAGUGAAACCAAAGUGCGAGCACAACAAAACUAAAAAUGACACACGGUCCGCCGGCGCGAAAGCGUCCGCAGAAUGGUUCAACGACGGCUACGGCAGAGGGCGCCGAUGACAGCCGGGAACAGCACGACAGUGGCCUGCCGACGCCACCGGACGGUGGCUGGGGAUGGAUGGUGGUGCUGGCUUCGUUCUGCAUACACAUCGUCACGGACGGUAUGACCUAUUCCUUCGGCAUUUUCUACGUCGAGUUCCUGGACUACUUCAAGGAGGGCAAAGGAUACACGGCAUGGAUUGCUUCGAUUCUAGUUGGCGUCACCCUGUGCUCCGGUCCGGUUUCAUCCGCCCUCGUCAACCGUUACGGCUGCCGGGCGGUAACGAUUGCCGGUUCGGUGCUGGCUUCGGCCUGUCUGGCCGUUAGCGUCUACGCCAAAUCCGUCUUCACACUGUUCAUCACGAUCGGCCUCGGAACCGGGCUGGGCCUCGGUCUGAUCUACCUGCCGGCCAUCGUCAGUGUGACGAUGUACUUCGAAAGACUGAGAUCGCUGGCCACAGGAAUUGCGGUUUGUGGCUCCGGGCUCGGAACGUUUAUCUUCGCACCGGUCACCGAAAUGCUGGUGGCGAAUCUGGGCUGGCAGAAUGCUCUGCUGGUGAUGGCGGUUAUUGUUCUAGGGACUACGAUUUUCGGAGCCAUGUUCCGACCACUGAAAGCGACCGAGCAACCUGUUGAAGCGGGCAACAAGGCUGAACUGCAACAUUCCAAAGCAGAAUCUAUUACCAAACUAAACAACACCAUCGAAGAGGAGGAACAGUCCAUGGUCCGCUCGCAGAGCUUCGGAAGUUCGCCGAAAAUUGCGUCCAACACCAAUGGUCACUCGAAGAGUGGCAACAGCCUAAACCGCAAACUAAGCCAAGACGAAGGAGUACUGAGUCAACCUUUGGUCUCGCAACCAGCGACGUACGACCAGGUGGCGUUGAAACGAGCCGAAAGUGGUACCAUGUACCGAAAAGAUGCCCUCUAUACUGGAUCCGUACACAAUCUUGCCGCAUCUUCGCGCCAUGCUUCACUAGCUAGCUUACCUAGAGGUACUUACGGUUCAGUCGCCGGUGGCAAUCGAGCUAAGGAAGACGAAUCCGUCGUCUGCUGUGGAUGUAUUCCCUGUUCGCGGGAAACCGCCGAUACGCUGCAGGAAAUGAUGAACUUCUCCAUCCUGAAGGAUCCUAUUUUCAUUAUAUUCACCGUGUCGAACUUCCUUACGAGCGUUGGCUUUAACGUUCCGUACGUUUACCUAGCGGCUCAGGCCAACUCACUGAAUAUUGACACCAAACAGGCGAGUUACCUGUUGGGAAUUAUCGGAAUCGCCAACACCGUUGGACGUAUCAUACUUGGGUAUCUAUCCGAUAAACCCUGGGUUAAUCGACUGCUGGUGUACAACAUGUCCCUAACCAUUUGCGGUCUUGCAACUGCCUUCUCCGUGCUGUGCCUUGACUUCUACAGCCUCGCGACCUAUUCGGCCAUCUACGGUUUCACAAUCGGUGCCUACGUGGGUCUCACUUCGGUCAUUCUGGUCGAUCUGCUGGGGCUGGACAAGCUAACAAAUGCGUUCGGUUUGCUGCUCAUGUUCCAGGGUAUUGCUUCCUUCCUUGGUCCACCCCUUGCUGGAUGGCUCUACGACAUCACGCUGUCCUACAAUCCAGGUUUCAUCCUAGCCGGGGUGACGAUCGCCCUCAGCGGUUUCAUUCUGUUCUCCAUUCCCCCACUGCAGCGACAUUUGGGCCGAACAAUGGGAAACGCUCCUCCACCUGCUGCUCCGGCUGACAUUCCACUGCAAGAACGGUGAAUAGCAUUCUCUUCAGUGCCCCCAAGCCAAAGUUUAGAAAGAAAAAACAUGCUCAAAUAGUGUUGUAAUGCACACGUACACUCAUAAACACACACACACAAAAUGAAUUCGGAACCAAUACGCGCGUCAAAGAGGACGAUCAAGCGAUGAAAGCUUGUUGUGAUAGCUAAAUGAAUUUGUCCCCCUUCCCAUCUUAGGCUCAAAGUACCUAAACAAUUUAAACCAAAAAAAACAAAAGGUGCAUCGCCGCGCAAGGUAGCAGCAGUUGCAGGAAUUAGUUGUUACUCUAUUGUUCGAGCGUAGUUUGGUAGGUAUAUUUUUUUACAUAUAAUUAGAACGCAAGCGUAACCAAAUACGUAACACAGCUUCUUGCUCGACUCGAAAGGUGAAAGGGAGACAGAGCGAGGUUGUACUGUUAAGGAGAAUUGAAGUUUAGGGUAAAUUUUGUAUAUUAUAAGAACGGUGAGCGCGCGCGCGUGUGUGUGUUAUCUAUUGUUACAGUUCCAGCAAACUUUUUUUUUGUAAUUUUCUCUCGACUAGUGUACUUCAGGAACGACAGUGUGGAAGGGAAUGUCUGUGCUGAAGGUUUUAUUAGCCGCGAAUAAACAAUAGGCAAUUGCUAAGAUUAUAUAUCUUCUAGUGAGAAUUACAGCUAAAUUAGAAUGUUACUAAAAAUG